This is a messenger RNA of Paramuricea clavata, 968 nucleotides long. NCBI's taxonomy places the organism in Eukaryota, Metazoa, Cnidaria, Anthozoa, Malacalcyonacea, Plexauridae. The record is from the annotation of a GenBank genome assembly.
AUGGUCAAGCACGGCAUGGAUGUCAUACGGCAGGCAGUUACCUUUCUAAAUCUGGGCCAGGUUCCUAUCAUCACUGUUGACCAGCCCCUGUUUGCGCUUGCAAAGAUGGUCCAGUGGAAGUGGCCAGACUCACAUGGAGAGAAGGCGUAUGUAGUUAUGCUUGGUGGCCUGCAUAUCGAGAUGGCUCUAUGGAGUGUGCUUGGCGAUUUGCUUGACGGAUCUGGCUGGACUGUUGCCUUGACUGAAGCGGAUGUGGCCUCUUCUGGUGUAGUGGAUUCCUUCUUGAAGGCGUCGCAUUUAACAAGAACUAGGUAGGUUGAUGUGCUAAACAUAUUAGAUGACCAUACAACUAUUCACAACCAUACAGGUACUGGUUCACUAUAAAGCCUGUUUUCCACUCGCAUAUUUCACCUCUGCUGGCGAAAAAUUUCGCCACCGAAAAAGUUCAUUUGUUGUUCUUUCGCGCCGUCAACGAAAGGUCAACAGAAUUUGAAAACUUUAAGCAAAUGUAGCAGGAGAACAAAGUUCUUCAGCGGCGAAUGAAUGUAAAAAAUGAUUUCUUUGUCAAAAUUUUUCGCCAGUGGCAGCGAAAUACGCGAGUGAAAACCGGCUUAAGGAUGCUUGCGCUAUACUAUUCCGUAGCAACCUCGUCCCCAGAGCCAUGGGAGGCACCUCCAAAAUUUCGCGAGGAUGGCCCUGGGGACGAGGUUGAUUCCAUAUUGAUGAGCGCAAUUUAUCCUUUCUGAGCGCAUUUUAUCUCCAGUAGAAUGUUCUUUGUCUUGUGGCAAUGAAGUAGGCGUACAGGUUAUAAUGUAACUUGGGGGUUACUUAAUUAAGAAAAAAUUCGAUAUAUUUUCAGGCAUGCUCAUCAAGUCACUGCUCUCGCCCUACAUAAGCUUCAGAGAGAUGCAUUUUCCCAGUACGUUGACGAGGCAUCGUUCUCUAUGUGGGAAGAGGCAAGAAAGUGA